Molecule: messenger RNA, 661 nt
Organism: Neocloeon triangulifer
Lineage: Eukaryota; Metazoa; Arthropoda; Insecta; Ephemeroptera; Baetidae
Gene: HSPC300
Product: probable protein BRICK1
Exons: 3
Coding region: 133-363 (76 amino acids)
Biological process (GO): cell motility; actin filament organization; regulation of actin polymerization or depolymerization
Cellular component (GO): SCAR complex
Molecular function (GO): protein-containing complex binding
Source: RefSeq, a predicted model, not a curated record
GAUCCUGAUGUUAAUUUUCUUUUUGAUUCGCAUCGAUACGCCCUGCAAUUUUAUCCUGUCUGCCAAUUUUUGCCGAUUUUCCAAUUUCUUGGGUGAAAUUGCAGUUGGAAGUUUGUGUCAUUAGUCUUCGCUAUGGCUCACGGCCAAAGGGAGGCGAUUCAGAAGCAAAUUCAGCAAGAUUGGGCGAACAGAGAGUACAUCGAAGUCAUCACCGAGAGCAUCAAGAAGAUUGCCGACUUCCUCAAUUCCUUUGAUAUGUCAUGCAGAUCAAGACUGGCGUCUCUCAAUGAGAAACUCACGAUUCUUGAAAGAAAAAUCGACUAUCUGGAAGCAAGGGUCACCAAGGGAGAUGCUCUGACGUGAAUCCCCAGAGAGCAAAAUUCCCUAAUUUUAAGUAAAAUAUUGAUUAUUAUUUGCAUAAAAUUUGUAUCAUCCCUUCAAAUCUUUAUUUAAUGGCAUUUAAAUAAAUUGUUUAUAAAAUCAACUCUAGCUCAUUUUCUAACAAUAAUAAUUAUUAAUCAUGUUAAAAUUUAUUUCCAUCAUUGCAAAAUGUUUCCAAUUUUUGCACUAAAAUCCAAGUCCAAUCAAUAUAUCAUCCUUCUGCAGAAUGAAUUGAUUACAUCUUUAUAAGAUUUUGUAUAAUAUUAAUAAAACCUAUAAA